AUGGGUAAGUCCAAGCUGAACCUCCACGCCCCACACAUACUGACCGCAGGUUUAGGCGUUGCAUUGUGGCUAUGUCCAAAGAAGAACCUGGGUGUCCAGGAUAAAUUGCAAACCGUCAUGGGCCUGCUUAACACUGUGUUUCCAGGACUGCCCCCACGGUUCGAGCCUCACAUCACUGUUUCCACCAAUUUGGCGGUGGACAUGAAAAACCCAAAAGACGACGUCAAUCGUAUUCUUUCUCUGUGUGCUGCGGCGCUUCUGCUGCUUCCGAAAUCAGACACUCCGUGGAUUCGUUUGGGCAAGGUAACCAGCCAAAGAAAGUACUUUCAGAAACUCUACUUCCAGGUUUUGGCUGAGCCUACGCUCUACCUGUUUGCACGUAUUGUUCAGGAGCUUUUCGUUUUGCUACCAGCCAAGACGAAGGCAGAGCACCAGCAGAAGAACCCCCACUUGUACCAUAAGGACCACAGCGGGAACCUCGUAAGAAGGAAACUGACAAAAGAGGCUAAAGAAGUGGAUGUUGAUACCGGAAAGCUUCAACGUGAGCUGGCCAGCGAAGCUGCUGCUUGGGCUGUGGGUGAAUAUAAUCCUCAUCUCUCGCUAGUGUAUAGCGACCUUCAUCCGAUCGAUACUGCCUUGUGGCAUACCAUUCGUCUGCGGGUUCUGGACUAUUUGGGAAUCGACGGGUGUGACUCUGAUUCGUGGAAUAUGCUGGGCAAUGGGCUUUCCUGGGAAGGCGGCGUGUUGAAGUUGGUUCUUUGUGAGGGUGACGUUAAUGAGUGGGUUGUGCUUGGAUCCGUUGAUGUUUGA
Candidozyma duobushaemuli is the source of this 810-nucleotide messenger RNA. RefSeq names its product 2',3'-cyclic-nucleotide 3'-phosphodiesterase. Bases 1 to 810 code for a protein of 269 amino acids. The transcript has a single exon. Gene Ontology annotation, biological process: cyclic nucleotide metabolic process. Lineage: Eukaryota; Fungi; Ascomycota; Pichiomycetes; Serinales; Metschnikowiaceae. Gene Ontology annotation, molecular function: 2',3'-cyclic-nucleotide 3'-phosphodiesterase activity. The record is from RefSeq and is a predicted model, not a curated record.